AUGCUCGACCUAAACGUCUCCUCCAAGAUCGGCAACGCCGUAGGCUCCUUCCCCCACCAAGGCUACUUUGGCGUCACUCCCGUCGUCCUGGAUGGUACCGUGCACACCCGGCUCGCGGCCGGUGCCGAGCCGCUCAUGGUCCGCAACGUCACCAUGCUCGUCCGGUGCUACGAGGUGCGCGAGUCUGGCCCAUUUCGUUCCAGCCGCGAGAACAUUCUCUGGGAGCGGCGGCAAGACCUGUUCUGCCCACCAGACGGUAAAGACGCAGUCUCCAUCCCUACCGAGUGGGAGCGGCCAUUCUCCCUCACCAUCCCGCCCGAGGCUGCCGAGCAUGCGCGCGGCACAAAGUCGAUGCGAGAGUGGCGCGUCAAGUGGCGUCUCGAGGCCGUCGUCAACCACAAGCCCAUCCAGUAUGUCGGAGACCGCGUCGCAAAGGCCUUUGUCCUCGACCUCCACAACCACCGCACACCACAGACCCCACCACCGUCCACAGCGGCAGGCGCGACCAUUGGCGCCGGUCACACGUCCACCCAGCUCUUUAUCAACCCGCCCCAUGGCCCGUUUGGCCCGGGCGACAUUAUCCCCAUCUCCCUGUCGGCACGGCCUGAAGACUACGGCUCGUCCAUCCGCAAGGUCCAGGUCAUUUUGGACCGACGACUGGAAAUGCUCGACGACAAAAUGUCUCCGCCACAUGCGUCGUCGUCGUCGUCUCGCAGGCCGUCCCCAACACUCGACGACGGGCAGGGCAACAAGUCGAAGCGCAUGUCGUCCAUCUUCCUCCGGGGUUCAUCGCCACGCUCUGCUUCGCGGCUAGCAGACGACAACAACGAGCGCGUCAACGUCACGCGCAUCGCCGAGGCGCCGUGCGACAUUUCGUCUGCCGGCGACAGCGGCGCCAUUUGGUCGGUCGGCUCGAUCCAGCUGCCCCGCCGUGGCAACCGAUGGGACACGGGCGAGACGGAACGCACCGAGUUUGCUGCCGUCUCGUUUGAUUUGCGAAUCAAGUUGACGCUCAAGACGAAACGGGGCACGUCCGAGCUCGUGUCUGCGCCAGUGCCUGUCGUAAUUGUUGGCGCCACCACUAGCGAGCGCGCUACUGCUCAGAACGCCGCCGCCAACAGUGCCUACGAGACGUCGCGCAGCAUGGUCAAGGCGAAGCGCAGUCGAAACCGUCACUCGGUGUACCAACAGCACGACGUCGUCCACUUUUCGUCGGGCAGCACACUCAAGGGCGGGUCGUCUAGGAAGAGUCUCACGCCGUCACCGCCAUCAAGGUCCACAAUCAACCUCGGCAUCAUCAGUCCUCCUCCGCCUCCUCCCGUGGUCGUCGCCUCGCGCCGCAUCCCCAGCGCCGAGGACCUCGACAGCUAUGCCGACUGCGAAAGGGAAUCGUCGCUCGAGUCGACCCCGUCGUCUCACCGCGUCACCCUCCCGCCACUCCAGCCCUACUACCCGACCUGCGCCACCCCGGCGCCCAGUACCGGUGCGGACAGCUCGAGCUCGAGUGCAGUUCUGUCCCCUGACGCGCCGACAGAUGAGUACGAACACGUGUACCAAAUCCGCCAGCAGUCGGGACGGAGGAUAUCGGCCACCACGAGCGACGACGAGGAAGACUUUCAGCCGUCGCGGUCCCGCCCAAAACUCCACGCGACACCCGCCGAGCUCUACCCCGUCCCCGGGAUGCCGUUUGGUCUACCGUUCCAUGACCCAGCGUCCCCGUCGCACCCGGCGCCGGCGCACAUGCCCAUCCCCCCCGCCCAACACCGCCCGCUCCGUCGGCCUCGGACAGCACCCACAUCGUUUGGCGUGUACACUGCCGCCGCCAAACCUACUUCCUUCCCCAGCGGCGGCCCACCACCCGUCCAACGGCCCAGCACGUCCAGUGGACCUGGGUCGCGGUCAUCGAGCUUUGCAUUUGCCCUGCCACCGCUCCCAGAACAGCGAGUGUCCGAACCACGCCUGCGAUAG
Molecule: messenger RNA, 1968 nt
Organism: Apiotrichum porosum
Lineage: Eukaryota; Fungi; Basidiomycota; Tremellomycetes; Trichosporonales; Trichosporonaceae
Exons: 3
Coding region: 1-1968 (655 amino acids)
Source: RefSeq, a predicted model, not a curated record